Molecule: messenger RNA, 1985 nt
Organism: Leptopilina boulardi
Lineage: Eukaryota; Metazoa; Arthropoda; Insecta; Hymenoptera; Figitidae
Product: fatty acyl-CoA reductase wat-like
Exons: 8
Coding region: 278-1873 (531 amino acids)
Biological process (GO): long-chain fatty-acyl-CoA metabolic process
Cellular component (GO): peroxisome
Molecular function (GO): alcohol-forming very long-chain fatty acyl-CoA reductase (NADP+) activity
Source: RefSeq, a predicted model, not a curated record
CUUCUUUUUCGAGUCAUCAUUGACAACAGAAAGCCCACAGAAAGUGGUUGUUCAAUUUGCUGUUGGCUCGAUUUUCAAAAUUCUUAUUUUCAAAAUAAAUGCAUUUUAUCGAAGAAAAAAUAGCGACAAACAUUACUUUACUAAAGAAAUAUUGAAUUACUUUUUUUUAUCCCUUAAAAUUAUAAAAAUUAACAGACUAUGUUUUAUUGAAUACAACAUUUAAAUAAUUUUUUCAUCAAUUAUUUUACUGAUAACUGUAAAGAAAAAAAUUAUUAAAAUGUCAGUUCAAAAAACAAGUCAAGAUUAUAUUGAUGAAAUGAUAAGUAUGUCAAAAGACACAAAUGAAAUUGUGACUGAAAAAAGUGAAGUUACCGAUUUUUUUACAAAUUGUAAUAUUUUUGUGACUGGUGGAUCUGGUUUUAUUGGAAAAUUACUUUUGGAAAAACUUUUACGAUGUUUUCCUGAUAUGGGUAAAUUGUACAUGAUGUUACGGCCUAAAAAGGGAAAAUCUCCAGAGGAACGUUUCAAAGAACACUUUGACGAUCCUUUGUAUGAAAGAUUAAAGCAAGAACAACCGGAUUUUGCGUCAAAAAUUUUUAUAAUCGAAGGUGACACUGGAAAAUUUGAUUUGGGUUUAUCGAGCGAUGAUCGUGAACUAAUUUGCAAAAAUACUCACAUAAUUUUUCAUGGGGCAGCCACUGUUAGAUUUGAUGAGAAACUUCGCCAAGCUGUAAAUAUUAACGUGAGAGGUUUACAAUUAAUGCUCCAACUUGCCAAGGAGAUGAAAAAUCUUAAGGCAUUUGUACACAUAUCGACGGCAUUUUCACAUUGUAUUUCAAAAGAUAUUAAGGAAAAAUUCUAUCCCUCACCAAUGGAAGUGGAUAAACUUUUGAGUCUUGUGGAUUUGUUGGACGAUCAACAAUUGGAACAUUUAACACCUCUCUUUUUGGGAAAGUGGCCAAAUUCUUAUGCUUUUUCAAAGGCAAUGGCUGAAGAAGCAGCAAAAAGAUAUUCGACUGGAAUUCCAAUUUGUGUCGUUCGUCCAUCGAUAGUCGUGUCAACAUGGAAGGAACCAAUCGCUGGAUGGACAAACAAUCUUUAUGGAGCCACAGGUGUUGUUGUGGGUUCUGGAAUUGGAUUACUUCGCACACUUCACUGUGUGCCAAAUAAUGUCGCAGAAAUAAUACCAGCCGAUAUAGUUAUCAAUAAUGUUGUCGUUGCUGCUUGGGAUAUUGCUCAACAAUGGAAUGAAAAAUUAAUUAUUGAGGAAGAACCACCGGUUUUUAAUUGUAUAUCAUCAAAUUUAAAACCUAUUACUUGGGGUAGAUUUAUGGAUUUAAAUAAAAGUUAUGGAUUUGAAUUACCAAGUAAAAAAACUAUUUGGUAUAAUGUAAUGAUUUUAAACAAAAAUUUAUGGUUACAUAAUUUUUGUAUACUAUUUUUACAUUUUUUACCAGCAGCAAUAGUCGAUUGUAUUUUGUAUCUUAUGGGAAAAAAACCAAUGUUAUGGACAGCUUAUAAAAAAAUUCACAAAUUCAUGGGCGUAAUUUCAUAUUUCUCGAGUCAAGAAUGGAAUUUUCAUAGUGAUGCUAAUCAAGCUUUAUAUAAAAAAUUAAAUUCUGUUGAUCGUAAAAAAUUUGAUUUUAAUUUGAAUAAUUUAGAUUGGGAGGAUUAUAUUUGUUAUCAUGUAAGAGGAAUUCGUGUUUUUAUUUUUAAAGAUACGAUGGAAUCAAUUAAGGAAGGGCAAAUUUAUUACAGAAGAUUGAAAAUUGCUCAUUAUACGAUAGUAACUGCGGCAUUUUGUUUGUUGAUGUGGUUGAUGUUAUCAUUUAUUCGUAUUCUAUUUUUAUGGUGUUUUAGUCGAUUUAUAUAAUAUAAUUUAUUAUUAAUAUUUUACUUUGACAACUAAACAUUUGAUUGAUUGUGUAAUAAAAUCUUUUUAUUUAUUAAUUUUAUAAUUAAUAAUAAAUAAAACGAGUUUUCUU